GGCCGCCUCCGUGACCGGGGCUCGACGAGGCCCGUCGCCCGGAAAAGAAGGCCCGGCAAGGGGGGUGGUCAGGGGGGGGCAUUUUUGCCCCCUUCGGACACCCCUUCCGGGUACCCCCUCCGGGUACCCUUUCGGUAGCCUAUGCCGACCCCCAAAUCCCCAUUGGAAACUGCUGAUUUGGCAGGUCCCAAAAUGGCAGCCCAACGGUAGCCCAAGCGGACCCCCUUACCCCCCCCCUUCGGCACCCCCCCCCGGAAGCACUUGA
This is a messenger RNA of Amoebophrya sp. A120, 265 nucleotides long. NCBI's taxonomy places the organism in Eukaryota, Dinophyceae, Syndiniales, Amoebophryaceae. The record is from the annotation of a GenBank genome assembly.